This is a messenger RNA of Brenthis ino (lesser marbled fritillary), 315 nucleotides long. NCBI's taxonomy places the organism in Eukaryota, Metazoa, Arthropoda, Insecta, Lepidoptera, Nymphalidae. The record is from the annotation of a GenBank genome assembly.
AUGCUGAUAUUGUGGGAUGGUUCAGAAUCGGUGCCGGCGGUGUACGUGCCUUCGAGGACGGGGAAGUCCCUGUUACUACACGAGGGUUACACAUAUUAUCUGAAGAACCUUCAGGCUCAUGGUAGGAAGCAGUGGUACUGUUCCUCGAGGGAUAUGGCAGGUUGUCGUGCUGACGUCAUAACCGCCCCAGCAAGAUGUGGCGAUGGGGACGUACUGUUCCUGAUUAGAGGAAGACAUAUACACGCACCUCCCAGCUACUAUUUCACACCAGAUGGCAAGUAUGUGAGACGUAAAGACGCUUAUCAUAGAUAUAGG